AUGUCCUAUGAGCUGAGGCCCGUGACCCGAUGUCUUCUGGCUGCGACGCCGGUCCUGCAUACACUGCGGGGCCGCAGCCGCGGGGCGGUGGGCGCCCGAGGGGCCGGGAGGCGAGCCGGGGCCCCCAGGAGGGUGUGGGCAUCGUGUCCUCAGCCAGCGUCCCCGAGGCUGCGCUCGGGCCAUGAUCAUUGGGUGAAGCUGCGCCGGGACAGUGCAGCUGACUUCUCGCGCUCUGAGGACCUGUGCGCGCUGCAGGGCUCGGUGCCUCUGCCCGCCGUGCGCGCUUCCCUGCGGAAGGCCCUGCUGGAGUUAAGGCCUCCGCGGGGUAGACUGGGUGCCGCUCCUGAGCACCCGCUGCCCCUGAUCUGUAUCCAGAGCUUCUUCCAGCCACGGCUUGGCGAGACAGGUUGUGGCAGAAAUAAAGUUUACAGAAGUUGUGUUCCUGCGAUAAGAAAUACAGAUGUGACCUUGCAGUUGUGUAAAGCUCUUAAUUGCUGUAGAAGAUUAUUUUUCAAACGGAAGCCUGAUUGCAAUACGGCAAAGCUUGUGCUUGGGCAGCUGGCCACAAUGGCUGGUAUAGAUCAGUCAGAUUUUCAUUUACUAGGUCAUCCCCAGAUGAAUUCUACUGUUAGUAGUCCACGUAAAGAAGAAAAGAAGGCACUUGAAGAAGAAAAAUCAGAAUCAAAACAGGGUGCCCCAGGACAAAUGCAAAACAUCCAAUUUCAGAAAAUUACAGGUGAUGCUAGGAUUCCUUUGCCACUUGACUCGUUCCGUGUCCCAGUGUCUACUCAGGAGGCCUUAGAAACUUCCAAAGACAACCUGGGGGUCCCAGUCACAGAGCAGCGGCAGGUCUUUGAAGAUUUCAUUGUUAGAACAUGUUCUCCUUCAGCAGACGUCAUUUCUGGAACUGGAAGUCAAAGAAAAGAAGAGGAAUUAUCUAGAAAUAGCAGGUCUUCUUCAGAGAAAAUGAGCAAAGCAGGUGAAAAUACCAAAAAAUACUCUGCUAAGAAACAACCUGGGAAGGACCUGCAUUCCUGCUCUGACUCACCUGUAAAGCAGAUAAGCAAAGGAAUUGGGCAAAAUAAUUCUUUGGUUAAUAAACCAAUUAAAAGUGAGUCUUCGAAAAAACACAUUUCUGUUAAGAAAGAGAGUAGAAUAGUGACUGUUUUAUCAAAGACAACUAAAAGUAAACUCAAUCUACUAGAACAUUCUGAAAGUGAUACUCUUGGAUCUGAUUGUGUAUUUCAAGAAAGCAUCCAUGCUCUAUCAUGCCUAACAUAGGUCUAAAUCUUUUAA
Lagenorhynchus albirostris (white-beaked dolphin) is the source of this 1296-nucleotide messenger RNA. RefSeq names its product centrosomal protein of 78 kDa-like. The record is from RefSeq and is a predicted model, not a curated record. Gene Ontology annotation, cellular component: centrosome. Lineage: Eukaryota; Metazoa; Chordata; Mammalia; Artiodactyla; Delphinidae.